AUGUGUGCCGCCGAGAGAGGAGACGAAGCACCGACGAAACCCCCUGAGGUCUCGACGCGUCUAGACCGCUUGACGAAGACCGAGACAAACUCUCUUCCUGUUCUUACCGUUUCUCCUCAAUCUUCGAAUCAACUCGAUUCAUCUCCAAUUGGGAAGCUGCCUGACUCCCCUUCAUCCUCUUGUCCUUCUUCUUCCUCUCCUCCUUCUUCUUCCUCUUCUUCCUCCUCUUCUCCUUCUUCUUCCUCUUCUUCUUCCUCCUCUCCUUCUUCCUCUUCUUCUUCCUACUCUUCUUCUUCUUCCUCUUCUUCUUCCUCCUCUCCUUCUUCCUCCUCUCCUUCUUCCUCUUCUUCUUCCUCCUCUCCUUCUUCCUCUUCUUCUUCCUCCUCUCCUUCUUCCUCUUCUUCUUCCUCUUCUUCUUCUUCCUCUUCUUCUUCUUCCUUUUCUCCUUCUUCCUCUUCUUCAUCGCCAGUCUCUCUGCCUUCUUCUCUGUCAGACAGGCGCACAGGAUCUUUUCUCUCCGCGUCUGUUCUCUACGUCGCAACCUCGCUCAUUCCAGGCGCCGGCCAGGGUCUAUUCACCUCGCAACGCCUUCCGAGAGACUCCUGGAUUUGCGAGUAUCUGGGAACGCGUCUUAGCCUCCGAGACGUGCUCCAGGAGCGAGACCGGACGUACGUGAUUUGCGCAGGGACUCUAAACGCCCAUCUCGACGCGAAAACGCAUCCGGAGGUGCUUGCGCGUUACAUCAACGACAUUCGCGAGACAGAUAAACUGAACGCUCGAUUCGUUAAAGACAGGCAGCGCAGGCGCGUGUUCGUUCAAGCGGUGCGAGACAUCGACGCCGGAGAGGAAAUCUACGCGUUCUACGGCGAGGGCUACUGGAGAAAUCGGCCUUUCUUUGCUCCUGGCGACGAGAGCAUGGUGCCUGUUGCGAUGAAAGAGGACAAGCAGGGAGAAAGGAGAUAG
Molecule: messenger RNA, 963 nt
Organism: Neospora caninum
Lineage: Eukaryota; Apicomplexa; Conoidasida; Eucoccidiorida; Sarcocystidae
Product: putative SET domain-containing protein
Exons: 6
Coding region: 1-963 (320 amino acids)
Molecular function (GO): protein binding
Source: RefSeq, a predicted model, not a curated record